Lindgomyces ingoldianus is the source of this 687-nucleotide messenger RNA. RefSeq lists its product as uncharacterized. The transcript has 2 exons. The record is from RefSeq and is a predicted model, not a curated record. Lineage: Eukaryota; Fungi; Ascomycota; Dothideomycetes; Pleosporales; Lindgomycetaceae. The annotation marks the transcript as partial.
UCCUUCCUUGAACUCUCUGAUACCGACUUUCAAUAUAAACUCACCACCUCCGCCAAAUACAAGCUUCGCUCACACACCACCCACCACACCAUCCAUGUCCCAGAACUCACCCCAAAUUUACUUAACACCUCGAAAAUCACCACCCUCUAUCUCGGAAACUCCAUGCUCGAGCGGCUAAAAACAACCGGCAAGAACACGGAAUUAGCAAAAUUGCCGUCAGCGUGGAAUGCGGGGUGCGGGGGGGAUAAGAAUGAGAAUGUGGUGUGGAGGCUUGCGGAGGGGUUGUACGAAUUCCUCCGGAAAAAUUGUGACGGCAAGGGAGAGGGGCAUGGGAUUAAGGCCGUUGUGUUAGUUUCCGGGACGAAUAAUUUGCGUCCCUGCAAACCGUUUCGCGCACAGGAUAUCACUUCCUAUCGUCUUCUCCUAGAAGCGUGUCUGAGAUUAGCGCCGAAGGGGUGCAUUGUAGCCUGUGAUAUGUUUCGGAGGAAGGAUGUUAGGGAUGUGAUUGUGGAGGAGUGUAAUGGGAUUUUGAAGAGGGUCGUCGAGGAGGUGAAUAAAGACUUAAGAGAUGCGGGGGAGGAGGAGAGAGUGAAGUGGGUGGAGGCAAGGGAGACCAUUGGGACUGACAUGUUGGAUGAUCAUGUACAUUUGAAUGAGGAGGGGUAUGCGGCCUGGGACCGGGUAUUG